AUGAGCAAUCAGCAGCGUAAUGACAAGAAAUCACUGUUGAAUAAAAAGAAAACAAAGCUUUACAACAGCCGUAACAUUAAAGCACAAAAUCAGGAUGCUUCCUACGACCAGCAAGACACGAAAUUGAAUGUGCCUGAAUUCAUUGAGUCAAGAAAGUACGAGAUCAAUGCAUUUGAAUUGUCCCAAUUGAAAAGCAAACAAGCAUUGAACUCACGGUGCUUCCAGAAUUUGCCUCGGCUGAUGAGACGAAGAGCUGCGUCUCAUCACAUAAGUCGAAUUCCAAAACGAUUGCGAUCAAAGGCGCUACGAGAGAUGAAAGGAGCUAAAACUCCUUCAGGAAAGGUACCCAAGGGAAGAAGGCUAUACAAAUUGUUGCAAAAACAGAAAACUUUGAAGGUGGCAUCAAAGUUGAAGAAGGAAAGAUGCAAUCCUGGUGAAAUUUGGACAAAGUGCAAUAUACGUGCUCAUCAUAAAGAAAUUGCAGACGAGUUGCAGCAGUUGUGGAAGUCCCGUGAGAAAAAGCUUAAUAAUUCUGUUGGAUCUUUUGACCAUUCAGCGAGUUUUUGUAUAGCUCGACCCCCACGAAGGAGCAUCAAGUAUGGUAAAAGACAGCAAAAGUUUGCCUGGAUACCAAGCCAUAUUUGGCAUGCAAAGCGGUUCAAGAUGUCGAAAAAGUUUGACUUCCAAGUUCCAUAUACGCCUACACAAAAGUGUUUCAAGUUUAUGAAUAGGCAAAAUAAGUAUAGGGCAGUAUGUUUUGACACGUCCUAUAGAGGGUCAUUGAGUCUCAACUGGGUCCUGGAAGACAGCUUGUAUCAAUUUUUACGAGCAUUAUUGAACAAAACCUAUGUUCCAGGAUUAGUGAUGAAUGGAAAUAGGUCGUACACUGGUGUGAUGUAUAUCCAAGGCAAACCUAGCGCUUUUGGAACUAUUUUUAUUUCCCGAGAAACUCGCUGCAUGCUAUUGCAAAUACAAACUGAAAACUACGGGGAAUUUUUAAGGAAGUUACGGGAAUACAUUUUAGCAGCUGGUCUACGUUUAGACUUUUGCGAUUGCCGUUACAGUUUAGGCAGCAUUGAUUUAUCAGGACCCUCGAGUUUGGAGUAUUUGAGCAAGGUUUUACAUUUGCGGGAUGCAUCAGCGGAAGUAAUGAAUAUUUGGGCGUCCAUAUCCUCCCACAGAGAUAACUCUUUGAUACCAGUAGGGACCACACUAACGUUUGAAAUCUACGAUCCACGUCUUUGGAGUAAGCCGACAAAAUUCCCCAUAAAGAGCACUCAAGAUAUCUACGAUACAGUAGUGCAACUUAAUAACGAGCGUGUUACUAGUGACGUAACCAUUGCCUCGUUGUUGUCUUCUGAAGGGAGAUAUGCAUCUUAUGAAAACCAAUUAUCAAUCAAAGAUUUAGGAAGGAUUCAAAGUCACGGAACCCCAUUUGAAAAAGUGCUGCAUAGCAAAAUUCCACUUUUGUUGACCAAGACUGCGCCACAGACGUGGUCUUUAAUUUGCCCUUGGUUUUGGACUUUACCGAUUUGGAUUCAAUUGGUGAAGAUUCCCGGUAUUAAACCUGGCGGAUUGAAACAGAUGUAUCAGUUUAAUUUUGAAAACCACAAUCCUACGUACCCAUACGAUUACCCAUGGAGCGACGAAGGUCAAAAGUACAAUUGCAUGAUUGGAGAUUUGAGUAGAGACACUGAUGCUAAAAAGCCCAAGAAACAAAUGUCUUUACAGAAAGCCGAGGAACGAUUCAGUACCCUUUAUGAUGCUUACACUUGUGAUUGGUAUAAUUUAAGAAAUGCAAGGAACACUCUAAGUAAGAUAGAGAGUGAAUGGCAUCAAUACUGGGAUGCUGACAAUAGAAUUCACCCCGAUGCAUUUGCAAACGAAUUAGCUUCUACUGUCUUUGAGAACAGAGCUGAUGAUAAACACAAAAGUGUUGUCCGACUUAUGACUCCUUCUAACUAUAACCUGAAUGUAGCGAUGUUAGGGGAUUAUAGGGUUAGAGACUUGCCAGUGACCCCAAUCGCACUCAAAAUAUUAGGCGAAGGUGUGAUUGAAAACAAUGCUCGAAUAUAUGAAAACAAAGUCUGCAAGGAUGAACAUGUGGUGGGAUUUGUGACUACAGGCGGGUUUAAUUUGAACGAAGGCAAGUGCACAGGAGUUGGAGCAGUUUUCUUUACAAAUAACAUGCUGAAGAAACCAAAGGAUCCAAUUUUUGUUAGAAAUCCAGGAAAAGAGUUGAUGUAUGCCUGUGAAUACGAAUGUAUAAAACAAUAA
Molecule: messenger RNA, 2277 nt
Organism: Lodderomyces margitis
Lineage: Eukaryota; Fungi; Ascomycota; Pichiomycetes; Serinales; Debaryomycetaceae
Product: ribonuclease P/MRP protein subunit
Exons: 1
Coding region: 1-2277 (758 amino acids)
Biological process (GO): tRNA 5'-leader removal
Cellular component (GO): ribonuclease MRP complex; nucleolar ribonuclease P complex
Source: RefSeq, a predicted model, not a curated record